Messenger RNA from Exophiala xenobiotica, 1657 nucleotides. Its product is annotated as thiamine thiazole synthase. The coding region runs from base 487 to 1476 and encodes 329 amino acids. The transcript is spliced from 2 exons. The record is from RefSeq and is a predicted model, not a curated record. Gene Ontology annotation, biological process: thiamine biosynthetic process. Lineage: Eukaryota; Fungi; Ascomycota; Eurotiomycetes; Chaetothyriales; Herpotrichiellaceae.
CUUCGCAAUCCAUUCUGUCCGCUACCUUCGAUCUUCCUAGCAAAGUCUACCUUACCAUCAUAUCAGUGCUGAAAUUUGGCAUCAAGUACUCCCACAAACGGCGCUCUUGAUGUCCUCAAGCUAACCACUCUCAGAGUUCCUGACAAGCCAACACAACAAGUAAAGCUCACUCCGCAAAAGAUGGAGGACGCCAUGUCAUCCUCUCGCUUGGUUGUGAGACAUCAUGGUCAAGGUAUUACUAGUAUUUGAUCGAAACAAUCAGACACGCAAAAUGUCUGAGCAUGGACCGGUGUUCGCAAUUUUCCUGCCAGCACAUAUUGUCAUCCACCCAGUCUCUCUUGAUUCUGGAGAUGGCAAUGCUGGAAUGUGGAAGUGCGUUCUGAGAUCAUACGGUUGAACUUGACUCUGGAUAAUACCAGCGAAAGAAUCAUGCAUUCUCCCUCUUUCCCCUAACCUCGUGGGAAUAGUUAGCCUAACAAGUGCAGGAUGUCUCCACCAAUUGCCACCUACAACGAUUUCGGCGGUUUUACUGCCACCAAAGAGGUGAACGGCGCCGUUCUCAAGACCAAGAACAUCACCCUCAAUGGCGCUGAAAACCACACCAGAGUCCUUGACGACUUUGCUGGAAAAUGGGACAACUUCAACUUCGCUCCCAUCCGCGAGUCACAGGUCUCUCGUGCCAUGACCAGACGCUACUUUGCAGACCUCGACCGCUACGCCGAGUCUGACGUGGUCAUCGUCGGCGCUGGGUCUUGCGGUCUAUCGACUGCCUACACCCUUGCCAAUGCUCGUCCAGACCUGAAGAUUGCCAUCAUCGAGGCAUCCGUCUCUCCUGGUGGUGGUUGCUGGUUGGGCGGCCAGCUCUUCAGCGCCAUGGUCCUGCGCAAGCCAGCCGACGCCUUCCUCAAGGAUAUUGGCGUUCCUUUUGAGGACGAAGGCAACUAUAUUGUUGUCAAGCACGCUGCGCUGUUCAUGAGCACCCUGAUGAGCAAGGUUUUGGCCAUGCCAAACGUCAAGCUCUUCAAUGCCACCUGCGUUGAGGAUCUCAUCACUCGUCCAUCCGCCGACGGUGGUGUCCGUGUCGUUGGUGUCGUUACCAACUGGACCCUGGUUACUCUGCACCAUGACAACCACAGCUGCAUGGAUCCAAAUACCAUCAACGCUCCUCUCGUCAUCAGCACGACCGGUCACGAUGGCCCAUUCGGCGCUUUCUGUGCCAAGCGUCUCGUCAGCAUGAACGCCAUCGAGAAAUUGGGCGGCAUGCGAGCUCUUGAUAUGAACAGUGCCGAAGAUGCGAUUGUGAAGGGCACCCGCGAGGUCUCCCCUGGCUUGAUCAUGGGAGGUAUGGAGCUCAGUGAGCUCGACGGAGCCAAUCGCAUGGGCCCUACCUUUGGCGCAAUGGUCCUCAGUGGUGUCAAGGCUGCUGAAGAGGCAUUGAAGGUGCUCGACGCCAGAAUGGCCGAAUGCGCUGAGUAGAGGUCAAGUGAUGCCGUCUUGGAAUCCUUUGUGGAGGAAAACCCGCGCGCAAGCCCCGAAGAACCAGUCUCUCUGUAUGGGUUGGAACAUAAAGAGCCCAUACCUGCCACUCAUUGAUAUACCGUAGCUCAAUACUAUCAGACCGGUCUUUGAAUACUUAUUAUGCUAUUUGAACAUGCAC